Umbelopsis ramanniana AG is the source of this 696-nucleotide messenger RNA. RefSeq lists its product as uncharacterized. Gene Ontology annotation, biological process: ribosomal large subunit biogenesis; ribosome assembly. Bases 47 to 589 code for a protein of 180 amino acids. NCBI's taxonomy places the organism in Eukaryota, Fungi, Mucoromycota, Umbelopsidomycetes, Umbelopsidales, Umbelopsidaceae. Gene Ontology annotation, molecular function: RNA binding. The transcript has 3 exons. The record is from RefSeq and is a predicted model, not a curated record. Gene Ontology annotation, cellular component: nucleus; nucleolus; preribosome, large subunit precursor.
GUAGAGUCCCGAUCAUUCAAAGCUGUAAAUAACACAAUUGUAAAUCAUGCGACCAUUGACAGAAGAAGAAACAAAAACCCUUUUCGAAAAGCUCGCAAAAUACAUCGGCUCUAACAUUAAACACUUGAUUGACCGGUCAGACGAAACCUACUGCUUCCGUCUGCACAAAGAUAGAGUUUACUAUGUCAGUGAAUCAAUCAUGCGCAAAGCUGUAUCUGUCGGCAGAGAUCAACUUGGCUCAUUGGGUGUGUGCUUUGGAAAAAUGACAAAGACAGGCAAAUUCCGACUUCACAUCACUGCCCUCGAUUACCUUGCACAGUACGCUAAGCACAAGAUGUGGGUUAAGCCCAAUGGUGAAAUGCCCUUCUUGUACGGCAACCAUGUUGUCAAGGCUCAUUUGGGACGAGUCACUGAAGAUACUCCAGAACAUCAAGGUGUUAUUGUCCUCAACAUGUCCGAUGUUCCUUUGGGUUUCGGCGUCACCGCACGAUCAACCUCAGACUCUCGUAAAUUACAACCCACUGACAUUGUAGCUUUCCACCAAGCUGAUAUUGGUGAAUAUCUCCGUGAAGAAGAUACACUCUUCUAAGUGAAAACCAACUGAGAACCGCUCCGCCCCCAUCUACAUAUAUCAUUGCAUUCAUUCCAAAAUUGUUGAAUUACACUUUUACAAGAUAUAAUAAAAAAUAAAAAUAA